AUUACUUGAAAAAAAAAAUUUACCUCCAAAAUCGCAAAACCCAACCAACCCAUCCAUAACGAUACAAUGGAUGGGUGUGGGUUAUUUUUUUCCUCACCCAUCAAAACCUUGGAUGGAUGAAUCUUAGCACAAAAAUGUGUAGAAAGAAAAGCUCCUCCCAAUCGAGCUUUAUUCUCCCCCACAUCUCUCUAGAAUUAAUCUUAAAACCUACUUAACGUAAACCUAAAACUAAAACUAACUUGAUCAACACCAGGAGCAACAAACAACAAGCAUCUUUCCUUCUUUGAGAAUACCACCGCCAUUCCACUUUUGACCUUCUUACAGAGCCUCCCCUUUGUUGUUUCUCGACCUCAGUUGCCAUUUGCACCAAACCCUCGAUCUCUAAUUAAUGGUGAAUCACCACAACCAGUAUGAUUUAUCAAUUAAAACCAUUGAGAUAACUAGCAAUAGUCGCCUCUGUAUCUUCAUUGAUGUGAGCUCGGAUCAUAAGGCCAUCUCUUUGAAAUAGUCCUCCACGCUCGAUGGUGAAUAUGUCAAUUUCGCUUGCUCAUAACCACCAUCAUCUCUUGCCACGUAUAGAGAGUUUGGUGAAGCUCACGUCGAUGGUGAAUAUGUCAAAAUCGCUUGCUCAUAACCACCAUCAUCUCUUGCCACGUUGCUAUGGGUUCCUCCUCAUGCAUUCUCCUCGUGGCACACAACUGAUCCCACCAAAUAAUCGCAUAAUCAGAAAACUCAAGGUCAAUGUUGGUUAGCUUCUUCCGAUCAGAGUAGUCAUGACACUCGAACAUAUACUCCAUCUUCUGGGUCACUCCUCCCUUGAAACGAAGGAACUUUCACCUUCAGCCCCAUCAUAUCAUCAUCUCUGUGAUGGGGAAACUCUUUUUCCUUGUCAAGCUCCUCGUAGUAUCGAGGUUCUGGAGCCCUUCAAGAUUGAGGUGGAGCACGGUCUCCUCUACCUCGACCUCUUCCUCACAAGGCUUCAGCUUGAGGGUUCCUCAAAGCUCGAUACUGACCAUCGUCGCCUAGGAUUUGACAUUGUCUACCUCGUGGUGGUGGUGGUGCUUCUUCCUCGUCAUUGUUGUGAAGAUUAAUGGCUUGAGCCAUCUCAUCGAGGCAAUUAUGAAAUUGAUCAUGUUGGGUUCGCAUCAUGCGUGUAAUAUGACCAUCUAGGGCUUCCAUUGUGGCUCAAGGAAUUCCCUCCACAUUCUGAAUCUCCACUGCCUCGUCUUGAGCCUCCCGAGUGUCAGCUUCUUUCCUGGCAUGAUGCUCAAACUCAAAACAAGGUAAUAUUUGUCAAUUAAAUUUCAGAUUAAUGGUACAAACAAAGUAAAGGACCUCACCAAAUCAAUCCCUCACAUGUUUCACACGUUUGGAAAUCACUCUUUUUCUUACCACUCGUGUAUCACUAAAAACAAUUGGCUUUUACCCCAUAAUGAUCUCAUGAAGCCUCUUUCCACUCUCUCUCUUAAAACCCUAGCAAGAUUUCGAACAAGAACUAACAAGACUUGACCAAGAAUCAACAAGUAUCAAUCAAGAACUAACAAGACUCGACCAUGAAUUAACAAACUCGAUCAAGAAAGCUAAUAGACCGUUAAUUACACAUGUUUUUACCCCUGUUCUUACACCGUUUGAGAUGUGAUUUCUCGCGUUUUAGGCCGAUUUCACGCUAGGUUGUGCUUGUUUGUGAUAUUUCAGGUCCUAGUACGUGAAUGGAGACUCGGGAGCGAGUUUGGGGUCGAUUGGACGAAGAUCGGGCGCGAGGCAAGUCACAAAGGAGGCCACACGGGCACACCCACAAAUCACACGGCCGUGCAACUCAUAUUUCUGGCCGUGCGAGUUUUGGCGAGAGCAAACACGGCCUGCCCUGACAAAGCACACGGCCGUGUGACGAAGUGAUCUGGCCGUGUGACUUUUGCCGUGAGCAGACACGGGCAGAUGGAAAUCAAACACGGCCGUGCCAACCUGGCCGUGUGAGAAGCCUGAAAAUCGAACUAAGUGGAACGCAGCGUUUUAACUCACACGGGCAACUGGGUAUGCCACACGGCCGUGUGGCCCUGCCCGUGUGAGUCGGGAUUUCCUAGUUUUAACCCAAUUCCGGGCUGCAAGAGAGAGGAUCGGACUUUUUGAGCAAAAACAGAGUUUUAGAGAGAGAAAGGACGAAGAACACAUCCUAGAAGCUAUCUUGGAGCUGGGUUUCAUCAAAUCAAGCUUGGAGAUCGUCCUAGGAGUGGAAAUCAUCAUCCCGGAGCAGAUUUUCCUCAUCAUUAUGAGUAUGACUACUCCGAUUACUGUUUUCUUAUCUCUCUCUAUGGAGUAGAACCCCUCUCUCACUUGGGGAUGAAGAACCCUAGUUCUAUGUGUUAGGGAUUGAUUGUAAUGACUUGGGAUGAUAUUACUGUUUGAUUUUAAUCGAAUGAUGCAUGUUUAUUGAGUCAAUUGAAGUCUGAUCAACUUUUCCUGAUUCCUGCUGCAAUCUGAGAUAGAUAGAAUCUGAUUAGGUUGCUAGAGUCUCAUCAUUCGAUAGUAGGAGAUUGGCUAUACGAGAGUUAGCCAGUUUACUGCUUUGUACUGGAAUCCAAUUCCAGUAGUGGAGUUCUGUUCUUACUGCUUCAGCUUUCUAUCCCGGUGAAGACUAGUCGUCUGCCGGAUAAUUAGACUGAGAGGGCUUGGUCAGCUUAAGAGAUUCCAAGCUACUGUCGGAUCUUCCGCAGUCUAAUCAACAGUAAAUCAACCCAGGGGAAAUUGAAAUUGAACCUAACUAAGGAGCUAGGGGGGACUCAUUCCCGAGUGACUCUUUCCUGCUUGAGAAAACCGAAUAAUUUCCUGCUUUAUUU
This is a messenger RNA of Linum trigynum, 2834 nucleotides long. The record is from the annotation of a GenBank genome assembly. Lineage: Eukaryota; Viridiplantae; Streptophyta; Magnoliopsida; Malpighiales; Linaceae.